AACACCGAGCCUAGAGACAUGGGAGUUCGAGGAGCCUUCCACCUUCUGCUCGUGUGCCUGAGCCCAGCACUGCUGUCUGCUGUGCGGAUCAAUGGGGAUGGCCAGGAGACCCUGUACCUGGCGGAAGGUGAUAAUGUGAAGCUGGGCUGCCCCUACGUCCUGGACCCUGAGGACUAUGGUCCCAAUGGGCUGGACAUCGAGUGGAAGCAGGUCCACCCAGACCCGUCAAAUCAGGACAACGUGUUCCUUAGGUACCAGGACAAGAGGAUCAACCACGGCAGCCUCCCCCAUCUGCAGCAGAGGGUGAACUUUGCAGCCUCAGACCCCAGCCAGUAUGAUGCCUCCAUCAACCUCCUAAACCUGCAGGUAUCCGACACAGCCACCUAUGAGUGCCAGGUGAAGAAGACCACCACGGCCUCUCGGAAAGUCAUCAUCACUGUUCAAGCGCGGCCCGCAGUGCCCAUGUGCUGGACGGAGGGCCACACGACCAAAGGCAAUGAUGUGGUGCUGAAGUGCUUUGCCAGUGCCGGCACCCAGCCCUUCUCCUACAAGUGGGCCAAGAUCAGUGGGCACAUCCGCCCUUACCGCGCCGGGUCCUACCACUUGCAGCACGGCUACCCCUCUGAGCACUCCUACCACGAAUCUUUUCACAGCUCCAUUGAUCGAGAUCUGGGCAACGGGGACCUGGUGCUGCAGGACCUCUCCCGCAAGGAUGACGGGCUGUAUCAGUGCACAGUGGCCAACUUUGUGGGCUACAGUGUGUGCGUGGUGGAGGUGAAGGUCUCAUACUCCUGGCGCACAGGCGUGAUCAUCGGCGCAGUGCUGGGCUCUCUGCUCAUACUGGGCUGCCUGUUGCUGGGCAUCUGGGGGCUCGUCUGCUGCUGCUGCAGGCGCUCCAGGGCUGGCGGCCCCUGCGGUGUCUUCGGCUACCGCAACUGCGGCGGGGUCAGCGGAGGGGCCUGCGACUUGGCUUGUGAGAUCAGAGACGACGCCGUGGCGCCCGGGUGCAAGGCUAGCGGGCGCGACAGCCAAGUCACCCACUUCCUGGGGUAUUCGAAGCAGAAAGUCAGCAGCUCCCUGCGCCGCAAGUAUGCGCCUCCGCCCUGUGACUGCCCCGAGGACUUGGCCCUGGCGCCCUGCACCUCUGUCGCUGCUGCCUCCCGCGAAGCGGGCCCCUCCCCGGUCUACGUCAAGGUCAAGAGCGCAGAACCGGCCGAAAGCACUCAGGGGCCGCUGCCUUCUCGCAAGGACGGCCUGGUGGUGUGAGCGCGCGCGCCGCGCCGGGCUGCGCCCCGGCGGGGAGGAGGGUGCGGGGGCUCUCUGCCCGCAGCUGGGGACAAGCUCGGCCGGCUCCGACCUCGCCCGCCCCAGGCCGCCUGGCGGCUGGGGACUGAAGGCAUUUCACUCGGGAAGUGCGGGGAGGCAGAGCCUCCUCCCCGAAAGUGGGAGGGGGCGAGGGAGAGCAGAGAAAGACCAUCCAGAGCCCUCCCUGCACCCCCGGGGCCCCGAGGCUCCGGGGCAGGGAGGGAGAAGGAAGCAGAGACAGUGUCCGAGAGA
Messenger RNA from Trichechus manatus latirostris (Florida manatee), 1557 nucleotides. RefSeq names its product V-set and immunoglobulin domain containing 8 (gene VSIG8). NCBI's taxonomy places the organism in Eukaryota, Metazoa, Chordata, Mammalia, Sirenia, Trichechidae. Gene Ontology annotation, cellular component: intracellular anatomical structure. Bases 19 to 1266 code for a protein of 415 amino acids. The record is from RefSeq and is a predicted model, not a curated record. The transcript has 7 exons.